Lodderomyces parapsilosis is the source of this 9762-nucleotide messenger RNA. It is a transcript of the gene TOM1, whose product is annotated as E3 ubiquitin-protein ligase. Gene Ontology annotation, molecular function: ubiquitin-protein transferase activity. The record is from RefSeq and is a predicted model, not a curated record. Gene Ontology annotation, biological process: positive regulation of protein catabolic process; protein polyubiquitination; proteasome-mediated ubiquitin-dependent protein catabolic process. The transcript has a single exon. NCBI's taxonomy places the organism in Eukaryota, Fungi, Ascomycota, Pichiomycetes, Serinales, Debaryomycetaceae. Bases 1 to 9762 code for a protein of 3253 amino acids.
AUGAUCAUAGACAAGAGGGAACAUUUACAGCGAAUGGAGUUGGCUGCACCAAUCAGGUCAUUAAUUGAUGAUUUGACCAACUUUGAUGAAGAAAGAUUCAUUACUUUGUUGAAAUCAAACUUGAAAUGGAAAAGACCUAGAGGCGACCUUUUGCAUUGGAUCCCAGUUCUCAAUCGCAUUGAUGAGAUCUUUGCCAGGUACAUCAAAGAGUUUGAUUUGGAAAAUGAGUGUCCAAAGUUACGUCUCAUUCCUGAGAGAGAAGCGGAGGUUAUUGUGACUUGCCUCGAAUUCACAAACACGUUACUUAGCAAUUGCUCAGAUAAGCAUAUCUACUCAAGCAUGGAAAGAAUUUACGCGUUGAUCAAUACGCCCACGGUGGAUGUAAGGCUAAAAGCGUUAGAAGUGGCUGUUUUGAUUAGUGAAAAAUUUGUGGUGACAGGCGCAUCUCGUUACUCGGCUCCGAAGGAUACAAGAGACAAGAUACUUGAAAUUGCUAAAGCCUUUCCCCCGUUGGUUCCACAAGAUUGCCAUCUGAGACGAGUGGAAAGCGAACAAAAGAAUACGGAGGAAAAGUCAAGUAUCAUAGGAGAUCAUUACAACUUCGUCGACACUUUACGGCACUCAAAGGUGCUCCCACAAAAAUGGAAAAGUAUCAAUUUCCAAUAUUACAAAUCCACCUUGUCGCAGGCAAAAUUUGGCGAACAGACCCCGAGAAGCACCACUUCUAAAAGAAAACAUGAGAAAGUUGUUGUUUCAGAAGGUUUGCAACUCUUUUCUGUUCCGGAGGAAUCAGUCUCCAAGAUGCCAUUGGAACAAAUAUUUUUGAAAGGAAUGGAAACUUUACCCAGAUCAUCCUGGUUUACAUUUGCCCUAGUCUCGGAAGUGGCAAAAUCGUUCAAUACACAAUCGCAGCAUGCAUUUGAACUUAGGGAGAAACUUAUUCAGAUGAAAUGUUAUGCUGCAGCCUUCACCUGCUGUAUGUUGUCACACCAAAAUGCGUCAACAAAGUUGCUCGAGGCAGAGCCUUAUAUCUUGAGCUUUCUUGUGGAUGCUAUUCUGCCUGAAAAUAGUGACCACGUCCCGAGGUCCGUAUUCUACGCGGCCAUGAAAGCGCUUGAGUGUAUUUCAAUGAAGAAAGUAUGGGGAAGUGACAUACUAAGAUGUAUGGGAGGAAAUGUGAGCCAUGGUGUAUUGUUUCAAUGUUUAAGACUGAUUAAGGCAUCCGUUGCUGAAGAGAACGAUGACUACUUUGAAAAGGGAAACAUACUAUUCUUCAAUAUGCUUGCUAACAUGAUCAAUACAAAGAGCAUUUUACCACGUCUUGCAUCAGGUGGAUUGCUCAACGAUUUGAUGCCAUUUUUAGAUAUUCAUUCCAAGUACAAGUGGACAUGCUCUGCUGCGGUGCAUCUGCUAUCUUUGUUCAUAUCAGGAUUCCCUGAAUCCCUUGACGAGUUCAUUGCAAAUGAUGGCUUCAACUCACUAAUCAGUGAUAUUCAAUUUGAGGUAAAUGCUGUUCUCAUGGGAUCACCAGAUGAAGACACUUAUGGUGAAUGUCCACCAUACACAAAAAUUCCAUUGAGAAAAGCCAACUUUUUGAGAAAUUUGAUGAAGUUUGUUGCUGAUCUACUCAAUUCCGACCAUGGGGAUAGACUUAGGAACUUAUUUGACUCACCAAUCCUUGUGAGCUUCAACAAGAUUAUUAAUCAACCAGAGAUAUUUGGUCCGGCCAUUUUGGCAUGUACUAUAGACUCUGUUUUCUUCAUCAUCCAUAAUGAACCCACAGCGUUUUCAAUAUUGAACGAAGCGAAAGUUAUUGAUUCGAUCCUAGACAACUACAAACGGUUAUUUAUUCCAUCGGGACAGUUGUUGAUGUCGCUUCCCGAAGUUCUUGGUGCUAUUUGCUUAAACAAUGACGGUUUAAAUAAAGUCGUUAAGAAGAAAAGCAUCCCCAUUUUUUUCGAAACGUUUUAUCAACUUACAAUAGCAAAAGUGUUAGUCAAAUCGGACAUGGCUACGAAUUUGGGAUGCUCCUUUGAUGAGUUAGGUAGGCAUUACCCUAGCCUCAAGCCUAUGAUUUUAGAGCAAGUACUGAAAUUGAUUGAGCAAAUUAUGUUUUAUGUUGAUGAACAUAUUGAAGGCAUAAAACUAUACGAGGCGCCUUCAGGACCUUUCUAUUACUCAAAAGAAGAAGUACCCGAUAUCAAUGUGAGCGACGGUAAGGAAAUCGAGAGCUGGGACAAGAAUGAUUGCUCUAUUUUACUUGAUAAUGUAUUCUUUUUUCUUGGAGGGUUGCUACAAGAGAGUGGACUGUGGGGUGAAGAUGUAGCACGUGAAAUUGGUUUUGCAAAAUGGCUUAAAUUCUUGACAAUCAAAAGAGCACCUUAUGAUUACUUUUUAUCCAAUGGAAUCUCCUCGCUAAUGGGAAUAUUCAAAUACUUUGAUGAUGAGGACAGAGAUUACGGGUUUCCAAUGAUAAUUGAAAAGCUUAGAGAAAUGCUCGAGCUCAAGGACGUGGAAAGGUACAUUUUUUUUACCAAGGAGGAGUCUUUCUUUGAUACCAUCAGUCAAGCCGAAGGAACAGAGUUGUUACAGAACUUGGGUCAGAUAAAUGUGUUGCUUUUUGCAUUGACAGAGAUCUAUAUUAAUUUGGGAUUACUAUUUACAGAAAGAAUCAAGCAGAUAGUUGAUAUGUUUGGCUCUCAUCAAAGCUUUGUUUCAAGGUUGUUUUUGCUUUUGCAAAGAAGUGUUGUCGAGGAAACUAUUUUGAGAAAUCGAACCCCAGAUGAAGUGUUGAAAAUGACGUCUAAUUUUCCCAACGAUAGCCCUCCAUUGCAAGUCAAUGUUUGCGACCCAGCAGACAGCAAAAUGAAUACGAGCGGUACUAAUCCCAAAUUUAAAAAUACCCUUCAGCUUCGUACAUUCAAUUACUAUUUUCAAGGCUACGUCGCUCUUAUAUUUGCGUCAGUUGUUAGAACAUGCAUCCCUCGCAGGGUGGAUCAUGCACAUCAUCAAACGAAAAGAGAUGCCGUCUCAUUGUUGUUGGGGAUUGCAAAAGUAAUGACGGAUGCGUAUAAACGAACAUUUGAGUCCAAGUAUAAUCAACAAUGUUACAUUUUGGCUCUAUCGAAUGUCAACUUGUACAUUCUCAAUCAAAAGGAGCGUACUCGUGAAACUGUGUACAUUCCACUCGCUAUUGCUUUGUUUCAAUCGUCGUUUUACCUGGUGUUGAGAGAUCUCACUUACGAGUUGUGGCAAGAUUUGCUAGAUAUGGAUCCAGAAGAAGUUCAGAAAACAGCAAAUCUCAAGUACAUUUGCCCGAAUAAAAGUAGCAUCGUCAAAAAUGCUUUGAGCCAAAAUUUAAUGAUUUUCGCCAAAAGUGUCAAUGAAUCUGAUUUGGGUAACUUUCCGUUUUACAAAUCGUACUAUCUGAGUAAACCUUUUGGACCUUUGGAAAGAAGUAUCACGAUGUCCUUUUUGGUUCAAGUAUCUUUCGAAGCAUUGAGAUUGGUUUCUGACUUGACAAGGACAGUAGUAGAUGCUGAUGACAACGCGGUCGUUAAACUGAAUAUACCAACACCAUUAGUCGAGCAGGUACUUUACAUCGCAUCACACCUGUACCACUCGACUGUGUGUACGGACAACUUCAAACCUUUGGAUGUUAGACGUGUGUUUCCUGAUAUGGAUCAAGUUGCAUACCUUAUUUCCUUGGGCUUUUCUGAGUCACAAGCAGAGCACUAUUUUGAUCAUGAACCGGAUUUAGCGGCGAUACGUGAGGGAAGAACAAUCUCUUGUCAGGAGUUUGACAAUUUCAAAGAAGAUGAUUGGAAAAAUUUUGCUGAGGAAUUCAACUCGGCCGACAUUGAUUUUUCUUUGGAUGAAGGUGACUAUCUUACCUCUAGGCAAAUUUUUGACAAAUGCAAAGAUAUUUGGACAGCAAUGGAUGACGAUUGGAUCGAGUUAGCUGUCAUUUACCCUAAAGCCACUCACUUGGUGGCGGAGCUCCUUUAUUCAUUGAAGGAGCGUGAGCGCAUUGAUCAACUCAUCAAUAUAGCAAGUUAUGGUGAUUUGGAAAGUAACGAAUACGCCGUGUACUUGCAUCUUAUUUCAAUUUUACUUCAAAAGAAACGCUACCCUCAUAAUGAUGCUUUAAAGAAGGUGAACAGUUUGUUUACUGCGUCUUCGGUUGGUCCUUCUGCUGUCGAUGAACCUUCUUAUCAUUACCUCAUGGCAAUUCUCGAGCAAAAGUUAGUCCAAGAAGACAUCCCUGCUGCCGAAAGCACGAGACACGAAGGGAUAAGAUACAAAGCAAAUGAGUCGACAAGUGACAUCAAAUCUUUGAAGGAUCUUUUCAUACAAGAAGUUUCCAAAGUUGAGAAUGUGACGAAUGUUAAAUCGGCAAAUGGUAUAGCUCGUGUUUUGACGUUGCUUGCAAAAGAAUCUACUACAGCGGAACAGAUCUCGAAAUUGUCAUUGUUGGAAUGUUUAUAUAAAUCAGCAAAAAACGCCGGUGAGGACAAGGCGGUCGAAGCGUCCCUUAAAACAAGCAUUGUUUUGAUCCUGCGCUACUGUUUUGAGACAAACGACGUAAUUGAAGCCUAUAUGAAACCGGAGUUGGCAAAGCUGUUGUUAAAUUCCGGUUUCAAGCUGAUCAAAAGCUUGAAAGAUUUACUCAAGGACAACAUGUCGCUAGUGUUUCGAAGUCUGCUGGCAUUGACUGAUGCUCUAUCGAAAAAGAUCAUACUUGAUGGAUACGAUGGGGAGAAUUCGUCCUUAUCAUCUGGUGAUUUGGUUGUUACAACUGCACCUAAGACACUACCUUCCGAAGACAAUGAUGCUCCGAGCGAGACUAAUCCAACGAAACUCGAGCUGGGCACAGUUAUGAAUAUGUUGUUGACUGAAUUAAUGGCCGCGAUUAAGACUGACUGGGUAUCCGAUCCCGAGAAAGAUGCGAAAACAAAGAGUGGAAAGGAGAAAGACAAAGCUGUUGACAUUUUUGCAAACCCAAAUUUUGCUUAUAUCUGUUUCAUUUUGCAAAGCAUUGUUGAACUUUUGGGUUCAUACAAACAAGCAAAGUUUGACUUUCUCACUUUUUCCAAAAAAAAACGUGACGACGUGAAACUAAGGUCAACUUCGUUGAACUGUUUUUUGCAUCAGUUGAUUCCAACGCAACUGUUGAGUGCGUCCGGGUUGGAAUUAGAAAGACGAGCUGCUGUUUCAUCAACUGCAAAAAUGGCAUUGAUGUGUUUGAUCUCCUCGCCCGUGCUGAACAUCCGCGAUGGCACCGAUUCUAAGAAGGAAGACCCGGAUCUUGCUUUAAUACGAAGGUUUGUGGUAGAUUUGGUUGCCAAAGCGAUGAAAGAAGCAUCUCAAUUGAAUGUUGUUGCACGUUCGAGAUAUUCCAAGUUGUUGGAUUUGUUUGAAUUAAAUGGGCUGUUAAUUUCGCCAAAGUUUCGUGAUACCAUUGGUCCUUUACUUAACAAGGAUGCUACGCAAUAUGACAUGUUCCAUAUAUCCAAAGUUUACAUUGAAAAACAAAUUCCUAUAACCUUGACCAAUUUGAUUGCCGAGUUUGACUUGAACUUUCCAGAUAUUGACAAAGUGGAGAAAGCCGCCUUGAAGCCUAUAACACAUUUGGGUAAAAACAAGGUUGAGUUCCAGGAACUUUUCGCUGAAGGUGGUCAGGAAGAGAAUGACGAUGACGACAUUGUCCCUGAUGAUGAAAAUGAGGAUCGUGAUGAUACUCCUGAUUUGUUCCGUAAUUCAACAUUAGGAAUGUACGAUGUGGACGUCGAUAGUGAAGAAGAUGACUAUUAUGAUGACGAUGGGCAUUUAAUGAUAUCAGCCGAGGCUUCCGAUUCCAUGGAAUCUGCUUCUUCUUUUGACUCUGGAGAAGAUGAUGAGCCGCUGGAUAUUGAAAUGGAAGAAGGUCCUUAUGAUGAAGAGGAAGGUUCAGAUGGAAGUCUUGAUGAUAUUGAGAUUAUUGAUGAACUAGACAUCGACUCUUCUGGUGAAGAAGGUUUUGUUUACGGGGAUGAUGAUGAGGAUGAAGAUGAGGACGAAGACGAUGAAGACGAUGAGGAUGUUGAUGUGGAAGUUGAUAUUGAUGCCGAACCCAUUAGUGGGGAAGAUUACAGUGGAGAUGAAGAGGAAAGCGAAUAUGAUGAGGAUGAGUUGGAUGGUUGGAUUGAGCAAUUGGAAAGUGAAAACGAACUGCAAGAGGAUUGGCCAAAUGGUCAUGGUCCUAGCCGUGGCCACAAUCAUAAUCAUACGCAUGGAGGAGCACACAUUAACAUUGGUUUUGAAGAGUACAAUCCAGAUGAGGAUAGAAGUGGCCGUGGAUUCAGGUUCAGAAGAGAGGGCGAUGUUACGGAUAUGAGCUCAGAGGAGGAAAGCGACUCUGAAUCGCAACAAGAUUUAGCAGUCUUGCCCUCUCAUAACGCUUUAAGACGAGUUUUUGAUCAAGCUGGUAAUGGACGAAUGGAUGGCACAUCUCCCAUAUCUUUGUUGUUGGAUGGUUUGUUUAGGGAAGGUAACCUCCCUGGCUCAUUUGAAAUCAGCCAAGAUGGUACUCGAGUUACAGGGCCCACUACGAUUGGAAGACUUUUUGAAAAUAUGAUUCAGAUUGGGCAAGCCGGUCGUCAUACGGAUCGCACCCACACACUUCAUAUAAAGUCAACCAAUGAAAGAUGGGUGGAUUCAUUGAAGAUGUUCGACCCCAAGGAUGAGGAGGACUUGGUGUUGCGAGUAAUACCUGGCAUUGUCAACAGAAUUGAAGGUAAAAGUAUUGAAGCUCAUAACCAAAAGAAGGCUGAUCUUGAAAAGAUAAGGAAGGAAAAAGAAGAGAGAAGAAAAAAGCAAUUGGAGGAAGAAGAAAAAAGGCGUGAAGAGGAAGCCAAACAGAGAGAAGCGAAUGCAGCAAACGAGCCUCCAAGGGAUCCAAUUUUCGUUAGAAUUGGCGAUAGAGAUGUUGAUAUUAGUGGAACUGACAUUGAUCCAGAUUAUAUCGAAGCUCUCCCGGAAGAUAUGCGAGAGGAGGUUUUUGCCCUGUAUGUGAGAGAGAGACGUGCGAAUGCAACUUCAAGUGGUUCUGAUGCGCGUGAAAUUGACCCUGAUUUCUUGGACGCUUUGCCUGGCAAUAUACGAGACGAGAUUUUGCAGCUGGAGUCAUUAGCAAGACGAUUUUCCGAAUGGGGCGAGCAUCAAGAUGAUUUUGAGGAUGCCAGCGGGGGAAACGAAGUGGAUGAUCAAGAUGACGAACAAUCGAGACCUCAAAGUUCACAAGCAGCUUCUUCAUCGCAAGUGGAUAAAAGGAAAAGUAGUGGAAAGAUUUUCUUUACACCGUUGACAGAUAGGAAUGGUGUUGCGGCCAUCAUAAGAUUACUUUUCUCACCAUUAACAAUCAAUCAAAGGGAGCAGAUUUACCACACGCUUCAAUAUAUGUGUAACAAUAAGCAUAGCAGAGUUGAGAUUGUGAACAUGAUGCUUGCCAUUUUGCAUGAUGCCUUCACUAACCAGCGUCUGAUGCAAAAGAUUUAUACUCAAGUUUGCAAUCGAGCAUUAGGUGGCAAGGAGGUCAAGAGUAGGAUUCCGUUAAAUACCACCCAAAUAUCAACAGGGAUACAAUUUAUCGAGUCAAUCGAUUUCCUCCUUGAAAGAAAUAGCCAUUUGAGAUACUUUAUUUUGACAGACCACGAAAACCAAUAUUUGUUACCCCUGAAGAAGUCGAAAAAGAAUGCCAAAGAGAACAAGUAUCCAAUUAAUUAUUUGUUGAAAUUGUUGGAUAAUAAACUGGUGACAGAGGACCAGACGUUUUUGGAUGUGUUAGCAAGAGUCUUGCAAAUAUCCACACGUCCAUUGUAUGCAUUAAAGAAAUCAGAGGGAGGCAAAGCUGCGCCAUUUUUACCACCAUUCAUCCCCGAGGAAAACAUCAGGUGCAUAAUUGCAAUUUUGACUGGUAAUGAUUGCUCCAAUUCAACCUUCAGGCGAACUAUUAGUGCAAUGCAAAACCUAUCUGUGUUGCAAAACGUACUGGAAAUUUUCAAGCACGAGCUAUCUAAGAAGGCAACCGAGUAUGGACAAAAGAUCAUCGCUGACUUGAACAAGUUGACCCUGGAUUUGGUGGCUAAUGGUAAUUUAAACAGCAAAGCAUUUUCAAAGUUUAGCGCUCAUUCGUCCGAUCAAGCCAAACUACUUCGUGUUUUAACGGCAUUGGAUUACAUGUUUGAGCAUAAAGACAAAGACCAGUCGGAACGAAAGAAUGAUGUUGAAGAGCUUACUGACCUUUAUAAGAAAUUAGCGCUUGGAAAUCUUUGGGAUUCCUUGAGCGAAUGUUUGAGAGUAUUGGAAAAGAAUCCACAAUUGCAUAAUAUUGCCAACGCCUUAUUGCCAUUGAUUGAAGCUUUGAUGGUUGUUUGUAAACAUGGAAAAGUCCGUGACCUUCAAAACAAAGAGAAUGCUAAAUUCGAGGUGAAGAAGAUUGAUUUUACCAAGGAACCCAUUGAAUCAUUGUUUUUCUCUUUUACUGAUGAACAUAAAAAGAUAUUGAAUCAAAUGGUGAGAACAAAUCCAAAUUUGAUGAGCGGACCAUUUGGAAUGUUGGUCAAGAAUCCAAAAGUGUUGGAAUUUGAUAACAAGAAGAAUUAUUUUGAUCGUAAACUUCACAAGGACAAGCCGGAAAAUUCGAAAUUGGCGAUCAGCAUUCGUCGUGAUCAAGUGUUUUUGGACUCAUACCGUGCAUUGUUUUUCAAACCCAAAGAUGAGUUCAAAAAUUCCAAGUUGGAGAUUAACUUCAAGGGUGAGCAAGGUAUUGAUGCUGGUGGAGUUACCCGUGAAUGGUACCAAGUUUUGAGUCGACAAAUGUUUAAUCCUGAUUAUGCUUUAUUUUUGCCAGUUGUCUCGGACAAGACAACGUUCCAUCCUAAUCGUACAUCGUACGUCAAUCCAGAACAUUUGUCAUUUUUCAAAUUUAUUGGACGUAUAAUUGGUAAGGCAAUUUAUGAUAACUGCUUUUUGGAUUGUCAUUUCUCAAGGGCCGUUUACAAACGUAUUUUGGGUCAACCGCAAUCGUUGAAGGAUAUGGAGACUUUGGAUCUCGAAUAUUACAAGUCACUUAUAUGGAUGUUGGAAAAUGAUAUUACUGAUGUCAUUACUGAAACGCUUAGUGUUGAGACUGAUGAUUAUGGUGAACACAAGGUUAUUGACUUGAUCCGCGAUGGAUCAAAUAUCCCUGUAACUGAAGAAAAUAAACAAUUAUAUGUUAAGAAAGUGGUUGAGUAUAGAUUACAAACAUCAGUGGAGGAGCAAAUGGAGAACUUCUUGAUUGGAUUCCAUGAGAUUAUCCCCAAAGAUUUGGUGGCCAUAUUUGAUGAAAAGGAAUUAGAGCUUUUGAUUUCGGGAUUGCCAGAUAUCGAUGUUCAUGAUUGGCAAUCACAUACCCAGUAUGUCAAUUAUUCAGCAUCUUCAGUACAAAUUCAAUGGUUUUGGAGAGCUGUCAAGUCAUUUGAUAAUGAGGAAAGAGCAAGAUUGUUGCAAUUUGCAACUGGUACUUCGAAGGUGCCAUUGAAUGGAUUCAAAGAAUUGACCGGUGCUAGUGGUACAUGCAAGUUUAGCAUUCAUCGUGAUUAUGGUGCAACUGAUCGAUUACCGUCAUCACAUACCUGUUUCAACCAAAUCGAUUUACCAGCAUAUGAAAACUAUGAGACUUUGAGAGGGUCGUUAUUGAUGGCAAUUACCGAGGGCCAUGAAGGGUUCGGCUUGGCUUGA